CAUGUCUCCAAGCGAGCCAUCGUGGCCCACGUCGUGUCUGGCUCUGGCCAAGCUCUCCUGGCUUGCUUGCUUCGUUUGCCUCGUCUGCCUCCCGCCUCCUCCAGACACUUCCACUGCUUCUUGCAGCCUCGCAGACUCGCGGUCCUGCAGCCGUCGCACCCGAGCAACGCCGCCCUCGGCUGCCACGGCCGUGCCCCCUUCGAUCUGUGGGGCUGUGGGGUUGUGGGGUUGCUGGAGGGGCUGGGACACGGCAAUCUGGCGACAUGUCUGGUCUCAUGGCCAGCAUGCUCUGGAUGCGUUCUGUUCUGCCACAUCUGCCACAUUUGCCACAUCUGCCACACCCGCCCUUCGUUUCAGUCUCCCGCCUGCCCGUCUCGUCCCUUCUGGCCCUCGCACCCAUCGUUUCCUCGCGUCUCUUUGCCAAGAAGAGUCUGAUCUCCAUUGACAAGGAAGCCGCCGAAACCAACUACCGCCGUGCUCUCAACUGGUGGGAUCUCACUGCCCUCGGCAUCGCCGCCAUCAUCGGCUCUGGUAUCUUUGUCCUCACGGGCAAAGUCGCCCACAGCGUGGCCGGACCCUCCGUCAUCAUCUCCUUUAUCAUCUCGGGCAUCGUCAGUGCCCUCGCUGCCCUCUGCUACGCCGAGAUGGCCUCGAUGGUCAACAUCUCUGGCUCAGCGUACUCCUAUACCUACGUCACCCUCGGCGAGUUUAUCGCCUGGAUUCUCGGCUGGGAUUUGAUCCUCGAGUACCUCGUCGGCUCUGCCGCCGUUGCUGUUGGGUGGUCGGGUUACUUCAAUUCCUUUGUCGCCGAUGUCUCCAACAACCCGUUCGCCUUCGAUCCUCGAUGGGUCAACGCUCCCGUUGUUUGGAGCAACACUCCCGUUCCUGGAUUCUACGCCAACCUCAUCACCCUGGCUGAUGGAACCACUGCCAACGCCAUCAUGAACGUCCCCGCUGCCGUCCUCACCAUCCUUCUCACCAUCAUCCUGUGUCUCGGUAUCCGCCAGUCCGCUUGGGUCAUCAACUUCUUCGUCGCCCUCAAGCUCUUGGUUGUCCUCCUGUUCAUCUUUGCCGGCAUCGCCUAUGUCAGACCCCAGAACUGGUCCCCCUUCAUCCCCACCUACGACCCUGUCCAAGAUACCUUCGGCAACCCGGGUAUCUUCAAGGCUGCCCUCACGGUCUUCUUUGCCUACAUUGGUUUCGACGCCGUCUCGACCACUGCUCAAGAGGCCAAGAACCCCCAGCGAGAUCUCCCCAUCGGCAUCCUGCUCUCCCUCGGCAUCUGCACGGCCCUGUACAUCGUUGUCUGUAUCAUCCUGACUGGUAUCGUUCCAUACGCCCAAGUACCUAUCAAGAACCCCGUCUCUGGUGCCAUGAAGAUCGCCGGUGCCCCCCAGUGGAUCGUCGUCACCAUUGAGCUUGGUGCCAUCUUCGGUCUUGCUUCCGUCAUGGCUGCCCUUAUGACCGGCCAGCCCCGUAUCUUCCAGGCCAUGGCCAAUGACGGCCUCCUUCCCAAGGUCAUCGCCCACAUCAACCCCAAGACCCAGACCCCCGUUGUCGCCAUUAUCAUUUGCGGUGUCAUUGUCACCGCUGCCUCUGCCGUCCUUCCCAUCGAUGUCCUUGCCGAUCUCACCUCUGUCGGUACCCUCCUUGCCUUCUUCGUCGUCUCAGUCUCGGUCUGGAUUCUACGCUGGACUGACCGCGACCGCCCCAGACGCUUCAGCAUCCCCGGUGGCUUCAUUAUCGGUGGCAACAUCAUCCCUGCUCUCAGUGCAGCCGCCUCUCUGGCUCUGAUUUGGCUCGGCGGCAGCACCACCAUCACCAUCCGUGUGUUCGCUUGGAUGGGCAUCGGUCUCUUCUUGGUCUAUCUCACCUUUGGUUUCUGGAAGUCCAAGGCUCGCUUCCCUGUCGCUGCCGAUAUUCAAGCCGAAGAGUACAGGAGCAGGUCCUAA
Molecule: messenger RNA, 1952 nt
Organism: Polychytrium aggregatum
Lineage: Eukaryota; Fungi; Chytridiomycota; Chytridiomycetes; Polychytriales
Product: amino acid permease-domain-containing protein
Exons: 3
Coding region: 264-1952 (562 amino acids)
Biological process (GO): transmembrane transport; amino acid transport
Cellular component (GO): plasma membrane
Molecular function (GO): amino acid transmembrane transporter activity
Source: RefSeq, a predicted model, not a curated record